AUGAGAAAUAGUGAUGGAGGCGAGAUCAGUCAUCAGUAUGCAGCGAUUGUUUACCUGAGUGCUGUUGCUGUUCCCGCGCGUGGUCCCAGAGCUGGAGCUGCCGUUGAACGAGUUGCUGCUGUGGAGCAACAAUGGCUCUUCGUCUUCAUCCUCUUCGUCCGAUGCCAUGCCGCCUUGACCUGUGCUGCUAUUGCUAUUAUCGCUGUUAUUAGUGGUAUGAUUGAUAGAGGUUGGGGUGGAUGUGGUUGGGGUGAAUCCUUCUCCGUAGCUUCUUGUACCGUCAGAGGAGAGCGAAGCGGGCGAGGCGAAGGCGAGAUGCUUCUGAUAGGGGUUGCUAGCGGGUGUGGAGGGGUGUGUCGGGCUCGAGGACUUGUUGGGAGGCGAGCGAGGUCGUGGACUGUUAGUCCUGCUGUGGUGGCUAGUCCUGGUGGUGCUGGUAGUGCUGGUAGUGGUCCGAGUGCCGUCCCUGUUGAUGCUGAUGGUGCGGCUGGCUGGGAUGGAUGUGUUGGCGGGAAGAAGCGCAAAGGUUUCUUUGCCCUUGGACAUUUAGAGGACAGACGCAAGGUGCAGGUGCGUGUGAAAGGAAGUGAUGGAGUCGUCGGACAUGCACUAGAAUGA
This is a messenger RNA of Gamsiella multidivaricata, 618 nucleotides long. RefSeq lists its product as uncharacterized. Bases 1 to 618 code for a protein of 205 amino acids. The transcript has 5 exons. NCBI's taxonomy places the organism in Eukaryota, Fungi, Mortierellomycota, Mortierellomycetes, Mortierellales, Mortierellaceae. The record is from RefSeq and is a predicted model, not a curated record.